AAAAAUCAGAAGGUUGCCUCUCUAGUUCUGUCUCUUAAUCAAGUCUAUUUUCCUCCAUCAUUUCCAGAUACAAAAAAUACCACACAAUGAAGUUCACCGGUGCCAUUGUUGCCUCGCUACUCGCUACUAGCGCUGCUGCCUUCGAUAAGUACCAACCAUGGGGUAAACGCGACUACGCCUGCGUCAACGUCUAUCAAGGCAUCCCGGACAACUCAACCGUGGCCCCCGGACAAACCGUGCACCUCCGCUUCAACCGAGCCCCGACAACACACUGCUCGGACCCGUUGGCCCAGUACCCCGGCAGCAACUACACAGUCUUCCUAUACAACAACCCCGUGCGCAACUUGGACACCAUCCACUUCGAUGCGCAGAUCAAGAUCGCCGGCGACAUUCCCGAGUCUGCUGGGAAGGUGGAUGUUAAGAUUCCCAAGAAUCUACCUCAGGUGAAAGAUGGGUCUGUCUGGUAUUUGAGAUUGAGUACUGCGUUGGUGACGGCUCCUCAGAUGCCAUCUCUGUACAACGCUGCCGGACCGUUUACGAUUACCUCUACUUAGAUAGACAUGGAUGACAGAGGAGGGGGAAAGAUUGGAAUCCAGACUGAUGGCAGACGUGCUU
Molecule: messenger RNA, 615 nt
Organism: Penicillium subrubescens
Lineage: Eukaryota; Fungi; Ascomycota; Eurotiomycetes; Eurotiales; Aspergillaceae
Exons: 3
Coding region: 87-554 (155 amino acids)
Source: RefSeq, a predicted model, not a curated record